Equus caballus (horse) is the source of this 7289-nucleotide messenger RNA. Lineage: Eukaryota; Metazoa; Chordata; Mammalia; Perissodactyla; Equidae. The record is from RefSeq and is a predicted model, not a curated record.
CUUCAUUUUAAAGGUUAACUUUAUUAUUAUUUUUAGUUAGCUCAUAGGGAAAUUUAUUUUUUACCUCUUUUAAAGCUUUAGAUCUUUCUUAAUUGACACACAAUUAUUUGAGUGCUUUCUAUGUCGUGCAUGCAGUCAGAUCCUACCUAUGGGCUCUGCUUAUCUAAUAAAGGAGGUAAAGUAAUGAUGUAUAUCUGGAACACAAGGUAAUGAAUCCUAUUACUUGGAUACGUCCCUCUUCUGAUUUGCAGACAACUUAACUGUGACAUCUGGUCUUUAGCCAGUGCUGGAGAUGGAGCAGAAUUAAGUAUUUGAGAGCUAUUUCAUUUGUUUCUCCAUUUUAACUAUGGUCCUUUCUGAAUGUGUUCAAAGAACUUUUCAUAGCUAUAGUCCUCUAAUUUUAUGUAAACUAAGUAUACUUUCUAUUGCUUCUUUUUUACUAUAAAACCUUGUGUGUUCGUUUUAGAAAAAUUAGAAAAUACUGAAAAGUAAAAAAGAAAAAUGAAAAAAAAUUAUCAAAAGAGAAUUCCUGGUAACAUGUUGGCACAUACUCCAAAGUCUAUUCUAUAUAAUUCAUAUAUAAUUGUUUUUAUGAAAUGAAACCAAAGUGCUUGGUCAACAGCUUAUUACACUGAAUAUCAUAUCUUUGACAUUACGUAUUUUUUAAAUGUUGUUACAACUUUUUUUAUUGAGCAACUAAUAUCUAGGGCAGUGAUCACUUCGGCUUGCAGACAAAUUUUGCGUAGUCUGAGGAGUGUUUGCUGAUCUUUUGAAAAGGAGAUUUCACAUAAAAAUCCAGAUGUCUAAUUCCUCUUGAAAGUUGGGAAGCACUGCAGUGCUCAUUAUCUGCUUGGCCACAGCUGGUGGGAGCUGAUUGUGGCCCAUGUUAGCUGGGGCCUGUGCCCUGCGUUCAGUGCAAUCCUCCCCUAGUUUCCUUCAUUCCUUGAUGUUCAUGCCUGAUUCCUGAAGCCAGCUGAAUCUGCAAGAGUAGUGGUUUGUCUAGGAUAGUGGUUUUUCAAUGAGACUGUAGUGGCCUCUAAAGCAAGGUUUGGGAAUUUGUGGGAAUGUUUUCUGGGUGCCACAAUGCUUGGAGGGUGCUACUCACAUUUAUUGGACUUGAUUCAGGGGUGUGAGAGGUCCCAUAAUGUGAGGGAUAGUCCUGUACCUGGAAGAAGUUUUCUUAUGUCCUGCAUUUUAAAAUAUCCCUUUGGACAUUCAUUUGGGUAAAACACCAGUUUAUAAUUAUUUGAACCUGGAAACAAAAUCUGUUGAACUUAUGAAAACUGUUUUUAUUCAGAUUUAGUGUUCACUGAAUUGUCUAGGGCUAUGACUAUCAUAUAAUUUCAUGUUUUAUUAUUAGAAGUUUUACUAUGAAUUGUUCACCAUUUGGAAAACCAUGUCAUUGACAACAGCAUAGCCUAUGGUACUUGAAUAACCACCACACACAGCUCCUUCAGUGUGUGUUUGGAGCUCCCUUGUUCAAUAUAGAAAAAAAGAAAAUUGAGACUCCUUAGAUCUUUUAUGAAUAAGUAAUAAUUUUCAUUUCCUAUGAGAGAAUAUUAGUCGUUCUUCAUAUUUUCUUUACUUCUACAGUCUGUAAUUUGCCUUAGCAUGUUAUCUGGACUUCAGUUAAUCUUAUUUUCCUUUAUUUUAUCAUGUACCUAUAAGUCUGGCAUAUUGUUUCUUAUUUUAUUACUAGAUUUUAUUCCAAUGUCCACUCAAACCCUCUAGUGUCUCAUUUUCCUGCCUUUCUUGUAAGGGCUAGCUUCUUGUUUCUUCUCUUUGAUAUAUAUUUACUCAUUGGUAGUAGGGCAAGCAUUGGAGGAUUUCUUAAAUGUGUAAAUGCUCAAGCCUGGGAGCACUUCACUGAUUUUUAAAAAUACACUCUAUAGAGAUUGAAUUUAGAAUCUAUCAGUUUCAUUUUAGGUUAGCAAAAGAGGCAUUGCAACAUACUUGUUUUAAAAGUGGGACUUUGUGCUUGGUAAGCUUAAUGUUCUAGAUGAGCAUCAAAGAUGUAUAUAGGUCCUAAAGAGGCUUAUAGUCUUCUAAAAAGACAUUACAUAGAAAUAAUUUACAGCUAGACUUAGAGGAUGAUAAAAUAUGCUCUAGGAUCUCAGAGAGGGGCAAAUUGGUAUGUUUGAACUGGGAAGGAAGGUUGUAGAAGUAGCUGAGGAGGUGCCCCCGAAUGUAGAAGCUUGAGGAGGCUGCAGAGAGCUUUAGAGAUGGAGAGAGUGCGUCUUUUUCUUUUUUCCUUCCCUUCUUUCCACUUUAGAGCUCUGUAUCUUUUCCUCUUCCUUCCUUGAAGACACAGAAGCUACAGAUGUAAGUGACAGAGACUAAAGCAACUUGGUCAUGGAUGUGAAGUGUUGAUUUUAGGUAUUUGUUUUCACCUUAAACUCAGACAAAUAUAAAGAUGUGGCCUUGAGGGCUCGGAAUUGUGCAGCUGUCGCUCUUCAAGGCAAAUUGUAGGUGGGAUCUCAGAGCAAGACAUCACUUGCAUUUCAUUUCAGUACAGUACAUUUUCUUAGCUCUAAUCAGAAAACAAACUUAUAGAGAUGGAAAAAUAAAUUCGAUAGCUCUCCAGAGUUUUUUCUUUCCUUAUUUUAUUAGGUGAGUAAUAUUGAAUGGGGGGAAUACUAAGAAGGGAAAGGUGACAGUAGUGAAUUGCUAGUUUCUUAGCCUGUCUCAGUUUACCAAGUUUAACUCUUUUUGCGACACCAUCACCACAUGUGAAUAUAUACAAACUGCUCUAAAUGGACCUUUUCUCAGCCAAUCAGAGGACACAGUUAAUGAGUCUUCGAUGAUGACUUGGACUUCAGACAUUCUUAUUUCCUAAUGUCAUAAUCCUUAGAUAUGGUGGGGAACACACUUCAAAGUGAAUACUCCAGGUUUAAUUCAAAUGCCACCCAUUUUGUAGCUUAGAAAAUUGUGUGAUGUCGGGCUCUUGGGUGACUGUGUUUUGUAUGUUGCAAUCUUUUGGAGUUGGAUCAUCAUAUCCAAAGUAUUUUAUUAAAAUCUGUCACAGGCUCUUUAUUUUGUUCUCAUUUAUUGCAGAUCUUUGUACCUAUAAAACAGUUCAUACCUUCUUCAGAGGAUGUUUAAUUUUCCCUCAUCCAGAGGCACAUAUCUGCUCCUUUGUCCUGUGUUUUAAUUGCUAAACUCCAGGGGAAGAGAAUCGUCCGAGCCAGGGCCCCAAGUUGUGGAAGUUUCUAUAUCCGGCAAACUGGCACCAUUCCAGGGCAGAACAAUUUAUCAACAAAUGAAACAGCAGCUACUUCCCACACGUCCUCUGAUUGCAUUAAAAAAUCACUCCCCUUCCUACCCAGCUGACUGAGUUUGCUUUGAGUCUGGAGCUGAGAGACAUUCUCUCUCCUCCUCCUCCUCCUCACUUUGUUGAAUCGCUGGUUUCUGUAGUUUAUUAGCUUCUUAUUAAUAGUAAUAAAAUGUUCAUUCAUUAACUGUCUCAUGCCUAUGAGCUAGAUAUUGUCACUGUGUUUCCCCUCGAGUUAUGCUGUUUUUAUAAAAUCGUGCUGUAGCAGGGAAGUGAGCUGGAAAACUGAUUUUGUGUCUGUAGCAUCAGGUACUAUUUAACCAGUGGGAGGGACUGAUAAAAUUAGCAAGUUGACUAACCACUUCCCUUCCUUGUGGCUCUUUAAUAUUAUAACGGAUACAGAAAAGUUCAGAAGAACUGGGCUAGUUUUCGAAACCACAGCACGCUUUGGCAAAGAGGGAAUGCACAACAGAAUGGGUACCUUGCUGCAAAAAGAGGCAAAGUGAUGGAAUCAAAUAUAUGCAUUACAACUCCAGAUGGGGUGGCUGGACGAGAGCAGCUCUUGGCUCAGCAGAGAAUGCACAGUAUGAUCAGCUCAGUGGAUGUGAAAUCAGAGGUUCCUGUGGGCCUGGAGCCCAUCUCACCUUUAGACCUAAGGACAGACCUCAGGAUGAUGAUGCCCGUGGUGGACCCUGUUGUCCGUGAGAAGCAACUGCAGCAGGAGUUACUCCUCAUCCAGCAACAGCAGCAAAUCCAGAAGCAGCUCCUGAUUGCAGAGUUUCAGAAACAGCAUGAGAACUUGACACGGCAGCACCAGGCUCAACUUCAGGAGCACAUCAAGUUGCAACAGGAACUUCUAGCCAUAAAACAGCAACAAGAACUUCUAGAAAAGGAGCAGAAACUGGAGCAGCAGAGGCAAGAACAGGAAGUAGAGAGGCAUCGCAGAGAACAGCAGCUUCCUCCUCUCAGAGGCAAAGAUAGAGGACGAGAAAGGGCAGUGGCAAGUACAGAAGUAAAGCAGAAGCUUCAAGAAUUCCUUUUGAGUAAAUCAGCAACAAAAGACACUCCAACUAAUGGAAAAAAUCAUUCCGUGAGCCGCCAUCCCAAGCUCUGGUACACGGCUGCCCACCACACGUCAUUGGAUCAAAGCUCUCCACCCCUGAGUGGAACGUCUCCAUCCUACAAAUAUACAUUACCAGGAGCACAAGAUGCAAAGGACGAUUUCCCCCUUCGAAAAACUGCCUCUGAGCCCAACUUGAAGGUGCGGUCCAGGUUAAAACAGAAAGUGGCAGAGAGGAGAAGCAGCCCCUUACUCAGGCGGAAGGAUGGAAAUGUUGUCACUUCAUUCAAGAAGCGAAUGUUUGAGGUGACAGAAUCCUCAGUUAGUAGCAGUUCUCCAGGUUCUGGUCCUAGUUCACCAAAUAAUGGGCCAACUGGAAAUGUUACUGAAAAUGAGACUUCGGUUUUGCCGCCUACUCCUCAUGCUGAGAAAAUGGUUUCACAGCAACGCAUUCUAAUUCACGAAGAUUCCAUGAACCUGCUAAGUCUUUAUACCUCUCCCUCUUUGCCCAACAUUACCUUGGGACUUCCAGCAGUGCCAACCCAGCUCAAUGCUUCAAAUUCACUCAAAGAAAAACAGAAGUGUGAGACCCAGACACUCAGGCAAGGCGUUCCUCUGCCUGGGCAGUAUGGGGGCAGCAUCCAGGCAUCUUCAAGCCAUCCCCAUGUCACUUUGGAGGGAAAGCCCAACAGCAGCCACCAAGCUCUCCUGCAGCAUUUAUUAUUGAAAGAACAAAUGCGACAGCAAAAGCUUCUUGUGGCUGGUGGAGUUCCUUUGCAUCCUCAGUCUCCCUUGGCAACAAAAGAGAGAAUUUCACCUGGCAUUAGAGGUACCCACAAAUUACCCCGUCACAGACCCCUGAAUCGAACCCAGUCUGCACCUUUGCCUCAGAGCACUUUGGCUCAGCUGGUCAUUCAGCAGCAACACCAGCAGUUCUUGGAGAAGCAGAAGCAAUACCAGCAGCAGAUCCACAUGAACAAACUACUUUCGAAAUCUAUUGAACAACUGAAGCAACCAGGCAGUCACCUCGAGGAAGCAGAGGAAGAGCUUCAGGGGGACCAGGCGAUGCAGGAAGACAGAGCGCCCUCUAGUGGCAACAGCACUAGGAGCGACAGCAGUGCUUGUGUGGAUGACACUCUGGGACAAGUUGGGGCUGUGAAGGUCAAGGAGGAACCAGUGGACAGUGAUGAAGAUGCUCAGAUCCAGGAAAUGGAAUCUGGGGAGCAGGCUGCUUUUAUGCAACAGCCCUUCCUGGAGCCCCAGCACACAUGUGCGCUUUCGGUGCACCAAGCUCAGUUGGCUGUGGUUGGUAUGGAUGGAUUAGAGAAACAUCAUCUUGUCUCCAAGACUCAUUCCUCUCCUGCUGCCUCCGUUUUACCUCACCCAGCAAUGGACUGCCCCCUUCAGCCUGGCUCUGCAACUGGAAUUGCCUACGACCCCCUGAUGCUGAAACACCAGUGCAUUUGUGGUAAUUCCACCACUCACCCUGAGCAUGCUGGACGAAUACAGAGCAUCUGGUCACGGCUGCAAGAAACAGGGCUGCUAAAUAAAUGUGAGCGAAUUCAAGGUCGAAAAGCCAGCUUGGAGGAAAUACAGCUUGUUCAUUCUGAACAUCACUCACUGUUGUACGGCACCAACCCCCUGGAUGGACAGAAGCUGGACCCCAGGACACUCCUAGGUGGCACUUCUCAAAAGUUUUUUUCUUCAUUACCUUGUGGUGGAAUUGGGGUGGACAGUGACACCAUUUGGAAUGAGCUCCACUCGUCCGGUGCUGCACGCAUGGCUGUUGGCUGUGUCAUCGAGCUGGCUUCCAGAGUGGCCUCAGGAGAGCUGAAGAAUGGGUUUGCUGUUGUGAGGCCCCCUGGCCAUCACGCUGAAGAAUCCACAGCCAUGGGGUUCUGCUUUUUUAAUUCGGUUGCAAUUACCGCCAAAUACUUGAGAGACCAACUAAAUAUAAGCAAGAUAUUGAUUGUAGAUCUGGAUGUUCACCAUGGAAACGGUACACAGCAGGCCUUUUAUGCUGACCCCAGCAUCCUGUAUAUUUCACUCCAUCGCUAUGAUGAAGGGAACUUUUUCCCUGGCAGUGGAGCCCCAAAUGAGGUUGGAACAGGCCUUGGAGAAGGAUACAAUAUAAACAUUGCCUGGACAGGUGGCCUUGAUCCCCCCAUGGGAGAUAUUGAGUACCUUGAAGCAUUCAGGACUGUAGUGACGCCUGUGGCCAAAGAGUUUGAUCCAGACAUGGUCCUGGUUUCUGCUGGAUUUGAUGCAUUAGAAGGCCACGCCCCUCCUCUGGGCGGGUACAAAGUGACAGCAAAAUGCUUUGGUCAUUUGACGAAGCAGUUGAUGACACUGGCCGAUGGACACGUGGUGUUGGCUCUGGAAGGAGGACAUGAUCUCACAGCCAUCUGCGAUGCAUCAGAAGCCUGUGUAAAUGCCCUUCUAGGAAAUGAGCUGGAGCCACUUGCAGAAGAUAUUCUCCAGCAAACCCCGAAUAUGAAUGCCGUUAUUUCUUUACAGAAGAUCAUUGAAAUUCAAAGCAAAUACUGGAAGUCGGUAAGGAUGGUAGCUGUGCCAAGGGGCUGUGCUCUGGCUGGGGCUCAGUUGCAGGAGGAAACAGAGACUGUUUCUGCCCUGGCCUCCCUGACAGUGGAUGUGGAACAGCCCUUUGCUCGAGAAGACAGCAGGUAUGGAUCCAACAUGGGGGAAUCAUUAAGAACUGCUGGUGAGCCUAUGGAAGAGGAGCCAGCCUUGUGAAGUGCCAAGUCCCCCCCACUGAUAUUUCCUGUGUGUGACAUCAUUGUGUAUCCCCUCCACCCCAGCACCCUCAGACAUGUCUUGUCUGCCGCCUGGGUGGCACAGAUUCGAUGGAACAUAAACACUGGGCACAAAAUUCUGAACAGCAGCUUCACUUGUUCUUUGGAUGGACUUGAAAGGGCAUUAAAGAUUCCUUAAACGUAA